Salvelinus namaycush (lake trout) is the source of this 1812-nucleotide messenger RNA. Its product is annotated as gap junction gamma-1 protein-like. Lineage: Eukaryota; Metazoa; Chordata; Actinopteri; Salmoniformes; Salmonidae. Gene Ontology annotation, biological process: cell communication. Gene Ontology annotation, cellular component: connexin complex. The transcript has a single exon. The coding region runs from base 61 to 1485 and encodes 474 amino acids. The record is from RefSeq and is a predicted model, not a curated record.
UGAGAAGUGAGGAGGAGGGAGGUUCCUCUCUCUCUCUCUGUCACCCAGACUCCCAUCACCAUGAGCUGGAGCUUCCUGACACGCCUGCUGGAGGAAAUCCACAACCACUCUACCUUCGUGGGCAAGAUCUGGCUUACCGUGCUCAUCGUCUUCCGCAUCGUCCUUACCGCCGUGGGUGGCGAGUCCAUCUACUACGACGAACAGAGCAAGUUCGUGUGCAACUCAGGCCAGCCGGGCUGCGAGAACGUCUGCUAUGAUGCAUUCGCACCGCUCUCACACGUACGCUUCUGGGUCUUUCAAAUCAUCCUGGUGGCCACGCCGUCGCUCAUGUACCUGGGCUACGCCGUCAACAAGAUUGCCAGGCGCGAGGAGAGAGCUGAGGGUGGAGGAGGGGGAGGAGGACUGUCCCAGCGCAAGCCUAGGAAGCUCUACCUCGGGGCCAGAAGGCAACACCGGGGCAUGGAGGAGGCCGAGGAUGACCAGGAGGAGGACCCCAUGAUCUAUGAGGUUCCCGAGGUGGAGAGCGAGACGGGGGGAGGCGACGGGGGUGGAGGCAGGGGUGGCGGAGGAGCUGGAGGCGGCGGGUGCCAGGGUAAAGGCAAGGUGCGUCAUGACGGACGCCAGCGCAUCAAGGAGGACGGGCUGAUGCGUAUCUACGUGCUGCAGCUGCUGGCGCGUUCCAUGCUAGAGGUGGCCUUUCUGGGGGGGCAGUACGCCCUCUAUGGCCUGGCAGUGCCCUCCAUAUACGUGUGCUCGGGCCGGCCGUGCCCGCACAGUGUGGACUGCUUUGUGUCACGCCCCACCGAGAAGACCAUCUUCCUGCUCAUCAUGUAUGCCGUGUCGCUGCUCUGCUUGGCGCUCAACGUGUGGGAGAUGCUCCACCUGGGCGUUGGCACCAUCUGUGACAUCCUGCGCUCCCGUCAGAGACCGCUCUCCGAGGAGGACCUGUAUGGCCUUGGGGGUGGCGGUGGUCCUGGGGGGCCAGCCACAUUCCGCGACGGAGGAGGAGUAGUAGGGGGCGAUGGUUACAGCAGCUACCCCUACUCCUGGAACGCCCCGUCAGCGCCGCCGGGCUACAACAUCGCCGUCAAGCCCCCAACGCUGAUGGUGCCGACUGUGGCGCCCGAUGGGCAGCUGCCCUUCACCGACCUGAGCAACGGCAAGAUGGCGUGCCGACAGAACCGCGCCAACAUCGCCCAGGAGGAGAGGCGGCAGUACGCCAGCAAUGAGGAUAACUUCCCAUCGUCGGGUGGCGUGAGGGACGCUCGUGGCGCCCUCCAGAGGGAGAUUCGGCAGGCGCAGGACCGGUUGGAGUCGGCCAUGCAGGCCUACAGUCAUGAACAGGGCCACAACAACCCCAGCAAGCCCCAUCGUGAUCGCAAGCACCGGCAAGCCUCCAAGCACACCUCCAGCAAAGCCGGAAGGGGAAACAGCAGCAAUAGCAGCAGCAAGUCGGGUGACGGCAAGGGCUCCGAGUGGAUUUGACAUCUACAAUCGAUCAUUCUUAAAGCGGACUUAGUAUAUGCAGCGUUAUCUUCUAUAACACAUUUCGAUAUAUGAGUUAUUGCUCCAUUACUGAGUAUAUAGCUCCUACAGACAUAACUGAUGCUAGUGCCCCCUGGAGACAGGCUGAAAUUAGUUUGUAACUUGAAGUUUGUAACAUCACUAAAUGCAAAUGAGGUAAUCAAUGUCAGCUGUAUUUGAUGUUACAACUGUCAGCUGUACGUUGUUAUGUUUUAUAAGUAAUUCUAUGUUCAAAAGAAGGAGCAAUAUGGGAAAAGACACAGUAAUUGAGAGUCAUUUUAUUUUAUU